Esox lucius (northern pike) is the source of this 1654-nucleotide messenger RNA. RefSeq names its product single-stranded DNA binding protein 1 (gene ssbp1). Gene Ontology annotation, molecular function: single-stranded DNA binding. Gene Ontology annotation, cellular component: mitochondrial nucleoid. The record is from RefSeq and is marked provisional. NCBI's taxonomy places the organism in Eukaryota, Metazoa, Chordata, Actinopteri, Esociformes, Esocidae. Gene Ontology annotation, biological process: mitochondrial DNA replication; positive regulation of helicase activity.
GAGGUUACUGAAGAAAUUUGGGCAGCAUACAGUAAACGUCUGUCCAGCGCACAGAAAAGAUGUUCAGAAUCCGAACUUCGCAGCUCUUCAGACAGCUGGUUAGACACCAAUCUACAGACAGCAGCCUUAUCCUAGAAAAAUCAAUUAACCGCGUCCAGCUGCUUGGACGAGUGGGGCAAGAUCCGGUAAUGAGACAGGUGGAGGGACGGAACCCGGUCACCAUCUUCUCCAUGGCAACCAAUGAGAUGUGGCGUUCCGGGGAAGUGGAGAACUCCCCCGCAGAUGUCAGCCAGAAGACAACGUGGCAUCGCGUGUCCAUUUUUAAGCCUGGCCUAAGAGAUGUGGCCUACCAAUAUGUGAAGAAAGGCUCGAGGGUUCUAGUGGAGGGAAAGUUGGAUUAUGGGGAGUACGUAGACAAGAACAACGUCAGGCGCCAGGCAACCACCAUCAUUGCAGACAACAUUAUCUUCUUGAGCGACAACCUUCGAGGGAGGGACCAAUGAGGAAGUGGUGUCCAUCAGCUAAAAGACGUUAUUUUUGUAUAACUACUAUAUUGUCUGUACUAUCUGACUGUAAGGAGCUGUGAGACGGCUAUCUCAAGGAGUAUUGUCUUCACUGACGGAAGUUGGCUGGAGUGCUUCUGAGUAGGCCUAAACAUUGCAUCAAUUGUGUAUAUCUCAUCCUGCAACUUUUUUCUUAUGUUAAUAUCUCUUUGUAGUUUUAGUCCUUUUGCGCUACUCUUGGUGGAGUAUUACCAAAGGAUUUGAGGUUCAAAGCGGAACGAAAAUAGUUUUUAUGUUUUUAUUUUUUUCUCCUGAGAAUCCAAGUCACCAAUAAGUGAGAAUGAGUCAUGUUAUGUGACUCACUUUGAUCUGCCUCAUCCAAGUUACCAAGUAUUGUGGCUUUGCCUCCACCUAAAACUAUGAAUACUUGAAUGUGUUUAGUACUGAAUGUUGGACCACCUGUUCUUCUAAACAUGUCUUUCUGUUCUAUUUCAAAGAUGAUUUGAAACUUGUAACUGUUUAUUUUCAGUUUCAUUACCAUUGUAAGUUAUUUUGUUCCCCUGAUGUGUCUAUUCUCAACUCAAUUAUUACUGUGCCACGUUUGUAAUGGUAUGUAUUAUGUAGAAUAUACUUUUUGCAAAACGUUUGCAUUUCUCUUAAUUUAAAAGUCCAUGUGAGUGACAGGCGAUUCAUUGCUAAAUUACAUUCGAGCUGCUUGUUGUCAGACCACUUGAGUUGCAGAGAAAGUUAUUGCAGUAGAAUUGUGUUUGUCUUCAAAGCACAGUUUUUCUUGAUGGAACCUGGUUGCUUGAUUUGCACCCCAGGGAGGCGACGUUAAGAGGAAAUCAUUCUUGUCUUUUUCUGAUUUGUUACAAAAAGUACGUACAUUUUAUUUCAUUGGCUUAUUGUCUUGUCAAUCCAAGAGCCUAGAAAACUUGGAUUGGUCGCAGACUCGUUCAGUCACAGACAUUUAGGAAUCAGUCUUUGAAAAUAAGUACUAACUUUAUUGGUCUGACGCAGAUUUACGGGGGCGGGAUUUUGUCUGUGGAAGUUGUAGUCUCGGUUGAUUUAUUGUUUCAUGUUUACACUGCUUAGAUGUUGCGCUAAAUGUAUAUGCAUUGUAUUGUAUAAACCUUAACCGUGAUGCACCG